Messenger RNA from Solenopsis invicta (red fire ant), 7974 nucleotides. RefSeq lists its product as uncharacterized. The coding region runs from base 229 to 1014 and encodes 261 amino acids. NCBI's taxonomy places the organism in Eukaryota, Metazoa, Arthropoda, Insecta, Hymenoptera, Formicidae. The record is from RefSeq and is a predicted model, not a curated record. The transcript has 6 exons.
GAAAGAGAGCUACGGCGUCGGGUUCCGCGGUGGCGACUAUGCGCGUCAUCGAUCGCGCGUGCCUUCGCGAUCGGCCGGAGAUGUGAUACCGGAAGUAGGACAGGCAGGGUUGACCUGCGUGGGCGUGCAGGUACGCGGCGUACGUGCGUGCGUGCGUGCCUACCUGCCUGCCUGCCUGCCGUGGAUAGGCCGCAGGUGUACCGCCGCGUGGGCCAGCCAGUUGUAGAGAUGAGCGUCGCCACGACGACCUGCUCGUCGCCGGCGUACCCGACGUCGGGGACCAACUCCUGCUGCGGUAUCACUGCCGUGCGGUUGCUCUGCGUCGUCCUGCUCUCUACCUGGAUUAUCCUCGAUCGGCCGGCCCUGGGUCUACCCGAUCCCGGAUCGGAUCAGACGACCGCGGAAGAUCUAUCUGGUAGGGGUACGAAAAAAUUUGGUGACGACUGUGUGAAGGACAAAGAGUGUGGCUUCGCUGGCUCCUAUUGUGAACCGAAGAAGAACAAAUGCGCCUGUAAAGAAGAAUUUGAGACCACGAACCAUAUCGACAAGUGCGGACACGCUGCGAACGUGAACGAGUCCUGUUUCUUCACCGAGCAAUGCGAAGCGCGAGUGAGUCAAACGGAAUGUCGCGAUGGCCGAUGCAUCUGCCUCUUCGAGAAGAUCCCCGUGACGCAGGCGGACGGUGUAAUAACUUGCGUAGCCGAGGUCAUAGAGCCACCCAGCCUUCAGUACAUCGAUCCGGCGAUGAUCGGCGUUCUCGUUGGUAUGGCACUGAUGUUCGUCAUCAUUUGUGUCGUUCUUAGGCUCUUCAGCAAGGCCCGCUGGCGAGAGAACCGUACUAUCUUUAAUACACCCAACGCGCGACUGAUGAACGUUUCGUUGCUGAGGGAGAACAAACUCUUGCACGCGGAGAGACGUGGCUCGAGGGCGAGCGUACGAGCUCCGUCGAGGCAACCCUCGAUGGUGUCCUUGAGAGCCCACUCGCCAACCGCUUCGCAAGGUCUUCAUGCUUAAAGUUAUUCUGGCUUUUCGUGUCGUGCUGCCGCGCUGUCGCGCCAAAGCACGCGAUACUUUAGCAAGAAAAUCUCUGUCGCCAGGGUCACGUACAGGAUCGCGACGUGGGAGCCACAACAGCAGCGGGAACGCUUCGGCCGCCUCGGUGAAAUCUCCGAAUCAUACAAACAACGUCACCGACUCGGUCCAGGAGAACGUCACCGUCGAGAUUCUCAACGCGAAGGCAUAAGACAAGAUCGUCUUAGCACAAACGAUCCGAUCGACAACACACACACACACACACACACACACACACACACACACACACACACACACACAUUCCCGUCACUAGUCUCGCGUAGAUUAAACGCGCGGCGCUACAUCGCACAGAUCGCCGUCCGUAAAUAAAUCUUUAAUCCGCGUAAAAAUUGACCCUGCUCUCCACGCUUUCGUUCAGUGACUGAGGAAUGAAAAUUUAACGUUCGAUAAUGCAAAUGUCAUUGGUAAAUACUUUGCCUAGAUAAAUCGUGACGAAAUAUCGACUCGUACCCGACGUCGAAAUCUUGACGAGGUCGGGAUACUCGUAAAUUAUCAGUAAUUGGAAUUGCCUAAGUACCUAUUGCCGCUGCUUUAACAAUUAGCUGGAGAAAUAACCGGUAGAUUAAUUGCGAGGAGUCCUUUCAGCGUGUCUCUCUUUUGAUAUAAUUCGAGAUUCCUCUAAGUAUCCAAUAGAACGUAAUUGAAUAACGAUAAUCAGAACAUUGAUCUGUUUUGUUAAUUCUCUUAUUUGCUAAUAGAAUAUUAAAUCGGAAAGCCAUGUCAGAAAUAGAAAAGAAACAUAGCUCAUUACAAGAUAAACGUAAACUGUCAGUAAUGGAACGCCUAUAAUUAAGCUGUCUUUAGCAAUAGCAGUUGUGACUAAAACUGAACGAUUAGCGAUCUACAGUAUGACCACAUCAAGUUUAAUUGUACGGAUUAAUAAUUAACUUGACGGAAUGUUAACGAUCUGAGAACAGAGACUUGUUUAGCAAAAAUGCGAUUCGGUACACUCAAUUCGAUACAUUUAGUUGCGAAAUAUCGUAAAUGACGUUUCGGGAGAGACUCUAUUUGAAGAACUUUAUUAAAAUUGAAAGAGAUGGAAAUCGUACACAUCAUAUCUCUUUAUACUGUGACCACGUAUGUAAAUCUGUUGCUCAUCCGACUAUCAAUGUGGUUUCUCGCGUGUUCACUUUGUGGCAGCUCUUUCAAUCAAUUUUCAUCUCUUUCAGCAAUCAAUACACGUUAACGUGACAAUUGUGGCGAUGGACAAUUAUCGAGACACACCUGCGAGCGCGCGCUUUUCGGACCAAGCGGCUUUAGUAUCGCAUUCGACCGUUCCGUUAAAUGAGAAUACACAUAACGUACAUGUAACAGGUAAUUGGUACCAUCAUAUGCCAAUGUAUAUCAAAGUUGCAGAGAACGCGAUACACGCGCUCGCAGAAGAUCCCGCGAGAGAUACAUCGAGAGGAAACAUAUACAGUAAUACAACACGGUCCGUUAAGGAAGUCAUGGAGAAUCGGAGAGUAGCGAUUGCACUUGACUGUAAAUUAUCGGUCCGUAUACAACAGCUAAUUAUCCCGUUAUUAUUAAGAGAAAAGUAUAAGCGGCAAGAUAAAAAAAAAUGAUGAUAAUUUUCUUCGACUAGUGCUAAUCAGUCGGACUCACAGUAUAGCUCACAUUAGAAAUUGAAGCGAGGACAAGUCAUUCACAGUGUCGAUGCGAUGAUCGGUACGAUCAGACGCGUAUGCCUUUUCCCUGAAAGUUUUUUUUUUCCUCGGUGUGUGACGCCGCGGCAUCGAGACGCGGCAGGACGACGAUCGCGGGAUCGAUGAUCAAUCCUACAACAUCGAAAGCGACGCUGCGGCUCGAUUGACUCGCGACAAGCCAACGCGAAAGGGACCAGAGGAGAGCGCGACGCACGAAAUUGAAAGCAAGGUUUGUUGCCGAAUUCGCUAAGACGGUGCCACGCGGCGGUGAUUAAGAGUGCAUCUGAUGAAUAUUAAGUCACAUACAAUCAUAAGCGUAGCACUGAAUGAUGAUCGCAUCAAUUAAAUGUAAUCAAAGCACGAGUAGACGACAUUUCCUCUAGGUGUGCACAGAUUUUUCGUAAAAUGAGAAAAAAGUAGUGCUUAUGAGCAAAAAGUUUUCCUUCAGAGAAACAUUUAGAAAUUUAUUUUUUCUUGCUUAUUUUGGAGCGUUUAUUGUAAUAUGAUAUAAUAUAAUAUUGACGUAAAUAUUGGCGAACAAAACUAGGAUACACUAGAAAAUUUGGAGAAGAGAAAUAAGAAGAAGAGAAGAAAGAACAAAAAGAGGUCCUUUUAAAGAAGCGUAUAUAUCUUAUUACAGACAUAUACCUUCUAGAAGAAAUCACGUACUAAAAGAAAAAUCGAAGAAAUUUCAAAUUCAGAAAACUCUAAGGAAUUUUAGAGAAACUUAUUUGAAAGAACUUUAUUAAAAUAAAAAAUUUUCCGUCUCUUUUGAAAACUUGUAGCUGCCAUUUUACGGCAUCCGGAUAAAAUUUGGCACUAUGCGCGUUUGCCGAAUUAAACAAGCGUAGGAAAUUUUUGAAUGACCAAUAAACAUGUAUAUUUCUAGUUUGUUUCAUAUACUUAUUGCGAUGACGUUUCGGCGUCGAAAAACAAAUUUCACGCGACCAAAUCGUUCCUUCUCGCAGCCAAACUUAUUUCUAAUGCCGAGCUUAAGAGUAAUUAAAUGAAUAUUUGAGGUCACAGAGAAUAUUCAAAGUCUAACAUUAAUAUUCGUAUAUCGAUAAUAAAUUCGAUUUAUUAAACACGCAGAUGGAAAUGUACGUCGAGCACAAUAUUGAUGCAACAUCGGCAACAAUUAGCGCUCGGAAAUUUACGCUUUUCUCUUCAUUCGACGAGAUUAAGCAAGAGAAAGAGGGGUUGAAGAAAUAAUGAAAAAAACAUAUAUAUAUAUAUAUACACAUAUUAAGAUAUAAAUCUUUAAAAAAGAGACAUCAAAAAAUGAGUCUAGUUUGUAGCGGUCCAAAAAGCGUAUGCAUAUAAUCCACAAGAAGUUCUAAGAUUUAGAAUAAGUAUUUUAGAAUCAUACGGGAAUGUUGCUAAUUAUAUCAGAAGCUUUGUCGUUUAUUAUCGCUUUUGCCUCCAACUCCUCUCUUCUCUGCGGCAUGUGUUAAUUGCGUUUCAUCUCGUCAGAUUUUGUCCACGCGAUGCAUAUCGGGAUCGUUGAAAAAAUGCUUCUAGCUUGCUUCAUUAGAAAUAGUAAUAACACACAGCAUUGUAUUAUUAACGAAUGUUGCGUGUGCACUUGUCAGGUCCAAUGGAAAUCCAUUAAACUCGUAUGUCCUGCGUUACGUGGAAAAAAGAAUCUCUUUGCGUAGAGCGACCAAACAGUGCGAUUAGGAUUACAUACAAGUUUUGACUCAAAAGUUUGGACACAUGCGACUUUAUACAAAUAUCUUAUUAAUAGCACAAGAGUACAUUUCGGUAUCUCGAAAGCUUGCAAUGUUCGUACUCGAUAGAAUUGUGAGGGCAUACGAGCGAUCGUAGUCCAGUACGAUUGUAUCUCAACAAUUUAGUGCCUGCGCUGUCGCGUUCCUAGAGAUAGAUCUAAAUUUAUCGACCAUUUAUUACGACUACAGAAUAUAUAUACACAUUUACACGCACGUAUCGUGCAAGAGAGAAUCUAUAAAGUAUAUUGAUAUAAAAGCGUAUACACACGAUUAUUCAUGAAAGCUUGGCACUAUCUGCACUGUCUGUAGAUUACUUCUGUAAUGCCUAGCAAGUGUCUCCACUCUGUGAUCCGUGUUAAUUGCGUGCAGCACAUAGCUGCGAUUAUUCUAUGCGGACAUUAUUGUGAUUAUUGUUAUCGUCACUAUUAUUAUUAUUAUUAUUAUUAUUAUUAUUAUUAUUAUUAUUAUUAUUAUUAUUAUUAUUAUUAUUAUUAUUAUCACAUCAUCAUCAUCGUCAUUAUAAUUACUGUCGCUAUUACAACGCUCUCGUGAAGAGCGUCAAGCAAAAUGACUCGCUUAGGGUAUUACCACCCCGCACCUGACAUCGUUCCGCGUUUAAAUUCGUCACUAUCGUAAUAUAUGCAUUCUAUGAUCAUCCAUAGGCUUACAUCCGCGCGUGAAUCAAACAGAAACCGUUAUUGUCAUUGUUACUAAUAGUACUUCUAACGGAGCGAUAAAGUAUUGUCGCUGCUGCGAAGCUCACUGUAAGGGAUGCGUGGGUGCGCGUGCAUGAGUACGUGAGAUGGCCAAAAUCUAUUAGAUAGCGGCCAGAAUCUAAUUGUAUUUUUUUUCGCAAAUAAGAAUGUAGCUCGUAAGAUUGGGUGAUUUUAACCGAUUGAACUAUUGACCGACGUCGCUGUCGAGAAAUCGGGACGGUCCGGAAACGAAAUUCGGGGAAGGUUUCUGUUCGGGAUCGCGCGAUUUCAAGGCGCGACGUUCUUCUUCUAGAAUAAUAAUACAACUCUUGUAAUAGUAAGUCUAAGGAAUUAAUGCACACUCGAACACACGAUCUAUCAAUCGUGCAAAAAAUGAUCUGCACAAAAUCUAGAUGGAUUUCUCGAGCUUCAGGAUAAUUAUCUAUAGGAUAGCUGACGCUUCGACGAUGCGGAUAUGAUAUUCUAAGUAUACUUUAAUUCGAUAUCACUUAUCAAGAGUAUAUUUGCGAGCAAGUUCGCGCGCGCACUGAUCUUUUUCUCCGCCCUUAAACAAAGAACGAAAUAAAAAGAAAGGAUAAAAAAGAAGGAGCAAAACGGAUCAAGCAGAGUGCCUAUUCUUUAUCACUCGAAAACGCUCGCUCACUUUUGUAAGUUUCUCUAACUGUAACGUGUAAAGAAUUAAGUAACACUUUUUGCACACUCUACUCUUUUCUUGGCAGAAACUCGAUGAUAACAAAGAUAAAACGACAUUUUCUAGUACUAAAUACUUUAUAAUGUCAUAAGUAAUUUUGCUCGAUGUUUGACGGAUCGAUUAAUUCGAUGGUGAACGAAUAAUAUGUAAUUACGAUGUUCUCUCGUUAGAACUAAUUUCGUUUUAUACACAGUGUAUCUCAAAACGUAUAAUCAGAUAGUUUCGAUUUUAAUUAUUAGCUCUCUCCCAAGCAUUAUUAUUCAUUGAACAAUUUGUGUUCAAUUGUAAGCGGGAGACUAGAUUCUAGAAAAUUUGUGGUAUGUAUCUGAAAAGUGUUUUGCAGUGCGCAUUAUCGCGUGCCAAACCGAUUCACUGCGCUAUCAUUAAUCGACGGAUUCGCAAUUGCUGAGGCAGUUGCGAUGUUUUCAACGACCAAAUUAAUAGCAAUGAUGACUGUAGAUUAGAACACGGUCGAGAUUUUCUUGAUAUCGUAAUGAGGAAUAGAUAAUGUAAAUGUGAAUAAUACUAGGAGGAAUGAUGCCGUGAUCCAAAUAUGGGGAAGUGUUUGGAUCAUCGCCCGUUCCCAAAGAAACAUUUCAGAACGCAAAGAAAAUUUCAAACUAUGCAAAUAACCUACUAUUGUUUAUUGACCAAUAUAUAGUCGCGAUUAGGAAAAAAGUAUCGACUCGUAGAAACGAUAAACAAUUAGUUUCUACGUAGAGCAAGCUUCGAGAAUAAUUCAGGAUAAUUCAAAAUAAAGAGGAUCUCUCUAUUUGAUAUCGAUUAGUUUCGAUCUAGUAUCCCACGGGUGUCCGAAAUGUCGCGGAUGUGCAUCAAAGAUUACCAUGUCCCGAAAUUACAGAUAAUCAUCGUAAAUGAUCCUCGUCUUGCGAAGAAUGACAACAGAUAAUCAACACAUUUGGUACAAACGACGAUCAUUUCGACAAUGAACACGCAAGCGCGAUCGUAUUUUUUAACGAUCUCGGAAGAACGAUCUUUCAUCGAGUACAAUGCGAAUAAUUGUAAUUUACCUUACGGAUUUUUGCGUAUGUUCGACCUCAGCACAAAUAUUGUCACUCAAAAUCGUAUUCCUACUCUUUACACAAGUAAACAUUAAUUGCUGCGCGAUAUAUUGUAUCUUAUAAGUCGAUACAAAGUAAGUUGUUUCUUCUUACAUAUAUAACCAGCGAUAAGAUUUAAUCGCUAAAACUGCUUGCUCUCAAAAGACUAUGCGAUAUGUGGUAUUAAUACUCUAUUAUUGUAUAAGCUUUUGCGGAUUGCUAAAGUUCGUUGUAAUAUAUACAUAUAUCUUUAAAUUUUAUGCUUGCUAUUUAUUAUUAUUCACGAGAUAGAUAGAACUACUUCUGUCUGUCUUACCGUUGCUCGAAUAGCAGAUCGUCAACGGUACUCACGACACAUUGUGAUCUGAUCAUAGGAUUAAUAAAUUUCUAAUAAUACGCGUUUAUAAAAUGCAAAAACAAGAAUGUAUAUACAUAUAUACAUAUAUAUAUAUAUAUAUAUAUAUAUACAUGUUUGAAUCGAUGACGCGUAAAUUACUUUGAUCUAAGCGUAAAUACUGAUUUACGUGAUGAUUAAAUCUAUGGAUAAGCUCUAUGUUACAAUGCUAAUUAAUAGUCUCUAAGGAUAUCUACAUAGUGACGGUUUUUAGACAGCAACUGAAAUCCCAAGGAACUCUCACUUGCAAUCACAUUGUAGCUAUGAUCGAAAAAUUGGUACUAGAGAUAAUUUGAAAGCGCGUUAAAUGCGAUAGCGUUGAUAACAUAUUUAGAAGACACGGUAUGAGAUUGGGUGCGGGUAAAAUAUAUACGCGAGUCCCUCUUUCUCCAAUUUUCAAUAUUUUAUAAAGUCCGGUAUGUGCAAAAACGAAGAUGAAUAUCGUCAAAUUACGUGAUCUACGUCGUAAUUACUUAUAUUAACUUUAUUAUAGCGGCUUAGCGUACCUUGUAACUUUAUAUCAUACUUUUCAUAUUAUAUAGCUUACGAUGAUCAAUGAGUAAUCUAUAACAAAUGUAUCUAAAAUUCAAUUAUAUUCUGACUCUUCAAAUUCGUUUUAAUAAAAUCUUAAUACACUGUACAAA